This is a messenger RNA of Oncorhynchus kisutch (coho salmon), 714 nucleotides long. It is a transcript of the gene rpp25l, whose product is annotated as ribonuclease P/MRP 25 subunit-like. The transcript has a single exon. Gene Ontology annotation, biological process: tRNA 5'-leader removal. Lineage: Eukaryota; Metazoa; Chordata; Actinopteri; Salmoniformes; Salmonidae. Gene Ontology annotation, cellular component: ribonuclease MRP complex. Bases 1 to 714 code for a protein of 237 amino acids. Gene Ontology annotation, molecular function: RNA binding. The record is from RefSeq and is a predicted model, not a curated record.
AUGGAGAACUACAGUAAGGCGCGAACGGUGGAACAGCCCUGCCCCUGCCCAUUCCCUGGCCUCUCCAGCGACACCAAUGAGGUUAGAGUGAAGGAUGGCAGCAAGAUCCGCAACCUCAUGCGCUACGCCCUGAGCCGCAUGGAGGUCAAGCCCAGAGCGCUGGAAGGCGAGGGGAUGCAGCCUAAGAGCGAAGAAGGGGGUAGCACCACCGAGGUCCAGGAAGCACCAUACUCCCAGGCACUGGAAAAGAUGCCUAGCCGGCAGAUAGUAUUCACUGGGAUGGGGAAGGGGGUCUCCAAGGCCAUCACGUGUGUGGAGAUCCUGAAGCGCCGUGUGAAAGGCUUGCACCAGCAGACCAGGCUACUCUUCAGCACUGUCCUGGAGGUGUGGGAACCCCUGGAGCCUGCGGCAGGCCUGGACAGCCUCACAGUCAGUAGAAACAUACCUGCUAUCUGGGUACUGCUCUCCAGAGACCCCCUGGAUGCCAGCCUGCCUGGAUACCAGGCUCCAGGGAACUUUGAUGCCCUGUGGGCACAGGCUGCCAAGGAGGAUGCAGGGGUGGCUGGUGGACAGAGACAUGGGGGCAGGAGGAAGAGGGGAGGUGGUGGUGGCAGGGGUAAGGGACCAGGAGGCCCUGUCAGACAGACUGAUCGAUCCAGAGAGCCAGGAAAAGGCCAGAGUCGUGGUAAGGGGGCGCUGGCAGGGCAGGAAUGA